Molecule: messenger RNA, 1688 nt
Organism: Chlamydomonas reinhardtii
Lineage: Eukaryota; Viridiplantae; Chlorophyta; Chlorophyceae; Chlamydomonadales; Chlamydomonadaceae
Exons: 6
Coding region: 70-675 (201 amino acids)
Biological process (GO): ceramide transport; intermembrane lipid transfer
Cellular component (GO): membrane; cytoplasm; cytosol
Molecular function (GO): ceramide 1-phosphate transfer activity; ceramide 1-phosphate binding
Source: RefSeq, a predicted model, not a curated record
AAACACGUAGCAUUUACGCUGCCACUAAAUCUUGAACUACACCACGAAACAUUCAAGUCAGCUGCUAAAAUGUCUGCAUUCGCGCAAGCGUCUAGCUUGUUCGCAAGUGUCAAGGGCCCCGACGGAUUCAUUCAGACACUGCCAUUCCUAGAAGUCUGUAGACAGGUGCUGCCAGUUGUGGACAAGCUGGGCACGGCAUUUGCCCUGGUCAAGACGGAUAUCGGCGGGAAUAUCGAGCGGCUGGCCCAGCGAGCUGCCAAGGACCCAGAGCGCUACAAGCGCCUCUUCACGAUCGUCCAGGACGAAGUGGUAGAAAAGACUCACACAGAGAGCACGUCCUGCACAAAGGGCCUCCUAUGGCUCAAGCGCGCCAUGGAGUUUGUGUGCGCGCUAAUGCGGCGCAUCCACGACGAUGCGGCCACACCGCUGAGCACGGAGGUGGAUGAAACGUACCGGGCCACGCUGAUGCAGUUCCACGGCUUUUUCGUGUCCAACGCUUUCUGGCUGGCGUUCAAGUUCGUGCCCAGCCGUGAGGAGUUCCUCACCAACGUGGGUGGCAGCGGGCCGGAGGUGAUGGGCGAGAUGGCGGCCUUUGUGGACGGCUUCUCGGCCCUACUGGAGGAGGUCCACAAAUGGAUGGUGGAGCAGGGGCUCAAUGACCCCACCAAGGUGUGACACAGGCAGCCGUGACGCUGCCGCAUGGCAUCCACUGCCGCGCCAUCGCGGCUGAACGUGCACAUUGUACCAGUGUUGCGGAGGCAGGCGUGAGCGUGUGGCGCUGGCCGCAUACCAACAAAGUUUGAACGGUACAUACGAUAGGAAGGCGAGGAGGGGGAGGAAGGGAGUAAAGGCGACUGGGGUUUGAAUGUUUUGAGGAGGAGGAGGCGCAGGGCCUGGGUGGCGGCGGUGGCACAGGGCCUGGCGGCGGCGGCGGCAGCGGCCCUGGGUCAAGCAGUGGCGGCGGGUGUGCGUAGCGAAGGGGGCAGGCAAGGCCACGUGGAGGAGCAGAUCGCGUCGCCGCCCAGGAAGCGGCGCCAGUGCCCAGGUUGAGGCCCGGCCGGUGUCUGGUUAGCAGUUUCUGCUGGCGAGCAUAGCAUGGCACGGUAUAUAGUGGGAUUCAUUGCUGUUUGUCUUGUUGCCUGCUGUGCUUGUGCUUGACAGGGGGACCUGGCUGGACACAUGGCCGGCGGUGCCUGUAUCAACCGACCCCGGCGAUAGGAGGACGGUGACGGGUGCAGUUAGUGAUGACAUGUGUACAAAUGGCUGCGACGAAUGUUCAAGUAACGGGUGUAACAAGGAACGGGAGAUGUGGUAGACGCGAGCGGCCUCAGACGGGAGACGUGCUGCCGGCGUGGGCGCUGCCCAGUUGUCUCUUGAGGGUUUAUUUGUCGAAUAGGCAAGGGUACACGCAACAGGCUGGUUGCUGUCUUGGAGCAGGUGCUUAAAUCGUUGAGCAUGGCCCAGCAUGGUUCUGGUCUUCUGGAAGCGGCAAGGCCGGCUGCAGAGCACGCUAGCUCCAGGGAAAUGCCACGGGAGUGUCAUGAUGCUGUGGUGUAUACCGUAUCACCUGGACGGUACAUGGUGUGUGGUCGUGUGUCGUCAUUCAUCAAGUGGGGUAAAGCACUAAAGCCCCCAUAGACCCAUACACCUCGCAUACUCGUGUUCGGCAAUCAGACUUUGGUUCAGAC